Marmota monax (woodchuck) is the source of this 1151-nucleotide messenger RNA. RefSeq lists its product as uncharacterized. The transcript has 4 exons. NCBI's taxonomy places the organism in Eukaryota, Metazoa, Chordata, Mammalia, Rodentia, Sciuridae. The record is from RefSeq and is a predicted model, not a curated record. Bases 227 to 925 code for a protein of 232 amino acids.
AAAAUAUAGAGAAGUUUCAUAACAUCAAGUGCCAACCCGUCUUUGUUUGUAAAGUCAAGUAGGGAGCCGGCUGGAUUUGGCCACCAUGGACAUUAGCCAAACCUGGAGUCAGGGGACACAAUUCCAGAGUUCAUUGUUCCUACCUGGGUGAUUUCCUUCAGAUGACAUCCCGUCAUGGAGAGACAGGUACGGCACAUUCCAGGGGGCCGACAGCUACAGCAGGGACAUGGUGACGCAGCUCCUGGAGGUGUCCAAGAAGAACGUUGGCAUGAACAAGACGAAGAUCCUCAGCGAGGUGAAGAACGUGGCCAGUUCUCUGCCCUUGGCACCUGGGUCGGCCCUUGGCACAGAGACCUGCUCAAGCCCCAGGGACCCUGAGGAGCUCUGCUCAGGAGAGGUAGAGGAGCUCACCAUCUCCAGCCCAGGAGGGCUCUACCAAGAAGUCAAGUUCAAGUUCAGCGAGGACCCAAAGCUCCCAGCUGGGGAUGAAGAGGAGUGUUCUCUGGAGGACACAGUGGUAGACGUCCGAGGCUCCCGUACUGUGGGCAUCCAGAUCACCAACAGGACAGGUGUGACGUUCAAGGAUCCCAUGCUCUGCUGUCGGAGUGGCCAGGCCCACGUGAGACCACCACCUGUGCUUCCCCCGAAGUCCACUGUCCACUGCUCCUUCACAAAGACAGCCUCCAGCUUCCAGGGCACGGCGGGCCUGCUGGCCUACCAGGGCCCAGACGAGCACCUGGCCCUGCUGUUCUCCGUCCCCUUCAGCUACACCCUCCAUCGCAUCCAGUUUGCCCUGGCCGUGCUCAGGGGGCCGCUGGCCCAGGACGGCCUGGAGCAGGUCUUUGAUGGCAUCUUGGAGAAGGAGGCCCCGGAUCCCAAGGUGGUGAAGUGCAUCCUGCAGACCCUCAGGGGGCCCUGGAGCUGAAGGAUGGCUCCCUGAGCAUCAGAGCCACCGUGUCCAAUGUUCAUGUGGCCAAAAUGGAUGUGGUGAUGGAGACCAAAGCCACCUAACUCUCCCUUGUCAUUUCACCUGGCUGCUGCAGCCCCCGUGGGCGGGUGACCCCAGGGAAGGAGGAAUGGGCCCCUGUCAUGGGCUAGAUCCUCGGGGCCAAUUCAGCUAUGAGGACACAGGUGCCUAAUAAAGCUUGCUG